UUCCCUUCAGCUAGCAUCGUCAUCCGUCACCAUCUUUGCUCCCUCCCCCUCCAACAAACAACAAAAAGGACUCGCCCGUCGUCUAUCGCACCCGCGCGCGCGCUCUUUCCUUCGCUUCUUCUGUAUUCGUAUCAUUCUCGUCCAUCGACUUUCAACGCCAUGGCCCCUCCGCCAAACCCCAAUCUUCCUAUCCAGGAGAGGCUGAUUGCCCUCGCCAAGACCCUGCAGUUCGCUUGGUUCGUUGGACACAUGACCCUAAUUCUUACCACGAUUCGAUAUGGCUUCUCGUGGCUCCGAAUGAACUAUUACUCGGGUAUGGCCCAGUUCUCGUAUCGGACCGCCUUUAUCGCCGCCGCUGCCACCUAUGGUAUUGUCGUCUACAAGACUCUGCGCGCCCGCGCAAAGACUGGCGCUCGCCCUGCUCCCGGCCCUCUGGCCCUCCUUUCGGAUGAGAACAUUCAGUACCUCAUCAUGGCCCUCGUGUGGCUCUUUACUCCCCAGUACCCCCUCGCUCUGCUCCCCUACUCGAUCUACUCGGUUUUCCACGUUGCUACCUACACCCGCGCCAACCUGAUUCCCACCCUCCUUGCGCCCAAGACUGAGCCGCAGCCCGAGGGCUCUUCUCCCAGCCGCCGACCCGUGGUCAACAGCCCCCUCGCUGACCAGAUCGGUGCUUUCGUCAAGGAGUACUACGAUGCUUCCAUGUCCAUUGUCUCGUCGCUCGAGAUUCUUCUCUGGUUCCGCAUUCUGCUGUCGGCCAUCUUCUUCCAGCGCCGAUCUUGGAUCCUGAUUGUCCUCUACACUGCCUUCCUCCGUGCUCGCUACACCCAGAGCAGCCACGUCCAGAACUCGUUCGCCCAGCUCAGCACCCGUGUCGACUCUCUGGUCGCUUCCCAGGGAACUCCCCCUGCCGCGCGCCAGGCUUGGCAGACGGCCAAGGAGGCUGCCAGGCAGUUCCACGAUGCCACCGAUGUCGGUAAGUACGUCAGCGGUCCGGCCAAGAAGACCUCAUAA
Fusarium falciforme is the source of this 1014-nucleotide messenger RNA. RefSeq lists its product as hypothetical. Bases 160 to 1014 code for a protein of 284 amino acids. The transcript has 4 exons. Gene Ontology annotation, cellular component: membrane; endoplasmic reticulum. The record is from RefSeq and is a predicted model, not a curated record. Gene Ontology annotation, biological process: endoplasmic reticulum tubular network organization; membrane organization. NCBI's taxonomy places the organism in Eukaryota, Fungi, Ascomycota, Sordariomycetes, Hypocreales, Nectriaceae.